Molecule: messenger RNA, 1676 nt
Organism: Trematomus bernacchii (emerald rockcod)
Lineage: Eukaryota; Metazoa; Chordata; Actinopteri; Perciformes; Nototheniidae
Gene: nr1h3
Product: nuclear receptor subfamily 1, group H, member 3
Exons: 10
Coding region: 227-1624 (465 amino acids)
Biological process (GO): cell differentiation; negative regulation of transcription by RNA polymerase II; positive regulation of transcription by RNA polymerase II
Molecular function (GO): zinc ion binding; nuclear receptor activity; RNA polymerase II cis-regulatory region sequence-specific DNA binding
Source: RefSeq, a predicted model, not a curated record
AAAGGGACUUCUUUCCUACUCAUUCUCUUCAAGAUAUUGAGUCAUUAAACUCCGUCAAAUCAGUCACAGAGGUUUGGCAUCCUCGAGGCUCAUCAGGAAAGUCCUGCAUCAGCGCCGGCAAACUGACAGAGUGGACUCACAUGGGCAGGAUGGAUUUAUACCAGAAAUAAGACGUCAGCUUCAGAGGUACACGUUGGUUUCGUAAUGACAAGCUGCUGUGCAGAAGAUGUCCACGCUGUCUGUGACUGAUAUUCCAGAUGUUGGUCAUGAUGAGAGUAAGGUGUUUGACGGGGCCUCUGAGUUGCAGCUGGACUGCAUGGUUGAGGAAGGCAGUGGAAGCACCGCAAUGAAGCACGGCGGCCUGCUGUCACUGGCUGACCUCUCCAGGCCAGAUGACUUCCCCGCCCCCCCACACAACGGCUCAUCCCUGACCGACAUAAGCAGCCCUCUGCCGGUGGAGCUGAGCGACAUCAAGUUGGACCCUGGAUCUGCAGGGGACACACCCGCCAGCAUAGAUGGCCAGCCAGUGAAGAGGAAGAAGGGGCCUGCGCCGAAGAUGCUGGGCAAUGAGGUGUGCAGUGUCUGCGGGGACAAGGCCUCUGGCUUCCAUUACAAUGUACUGAGCUGCGAGGGCUGCAAGGGCUUCUUUCGACGCAGCGUCAUCAAAAGCGCCCAGUACAACUGCAAGAACAACGGCCGCUGUGAAAUGGACAUGUACAUGCGGCGCAAGUGCCAGCAGUGCCGCCUGCGCAAGUGUCGGGAGGCGGGCAUGCUGGAGCAGUGCGUGCUCUCUGAGGAACAGAUCCGACUGAAGAAGAUGAAAAAGCAGCAUGAGGAUGUGACGGCCCGCAGCGCCACAGUGGUCACCCCUACCCCUCCUCUGGAAACAGUUACUCUGGACCCCCAGCAGCAGGAGAUGAUCGAGAAGCUGGUGUCCAUGCAGAAACAAUGCAACAAGAGGUCUUUCCUGGAACGACCCAAAGUGACACCGUGGCCUGAGAGUCAGGACCCUCAAAACAGAGAGGUGCGUCAGCAGCGCUUCGCCCACUUCACUGAGCUUGCAAUCAUGUCCGUGCAGGAGAUUGUGGAUUUCGCUAAGCAGCUUCCUGGUUUCCUGGAACUCACCAGGGAGGACCAGAUUGCUCUGUUAAAGACGUCAACCAUUGAGAUUAUGCUGCUCGAGACUUCUCGGCGAUACAACCCUACUAUCGACAGCAUCACGUUUCUGAAGGAUUUCAGCUAUAAUAAGGAGGAUUUUGCCAAAGCAGGACUUCAGUUUGAGUUCAUCAAUCCCAUCUUUGAGUUCUCAAAAGGAAUGAAUGACCUGCAGCUGGACGAGGCCGAGUACGCCCUGCUGAUCGCCAUCAACAUCUUUUCCGCAGAUCGGCCAAAUGUGCAGGAUCAUGGACUGGUGGAGAGGCUACAGCAACCCUACGUGGACGCACUGCGCUCUUACAUCAUGAUAAAGAGACCAAAUGAUCAUCUGAUGUUUCCGCGCAUGCUGAUGAAGUUGGUGAGCCUCCGUACACUAAGCAGCGUCCACUCGGAGCAGGUGUUCGCCCUCCGUCUCCAGGACAAGAAGCUUCCACCACUGCUUUCUGAAAUUUGGGACGUCAAUGAGUGACGGCAGACCGGAUGUCACACUCUGUGAAGUCUUGAGACAGACGUUGCAUCAA